Molecule: messenger RNA, 1852 nt
Organism: Medicago truncatula (barrel medic)
Lineage: Eukaryota; Viridiplantae; Streptophyta; Magnoliopsida; Fabales; Fabaceae
Product: putative kinase-like protein TMKL1
Exons: 2
Coding region: 376-1434 (352 amino acids)
Biological process (GO): protein phosphorylation
Molecular function (GO): ATP binding; protein kinase activity
Source: RefSeq, a predicted model, not a curated record
AUAAAAAACAUCACAUGUCUUAGAUCUAUCUAUGUCACAUUGCAUUAACAUUCCAACGUGUGUAUUUGCCAACUCCUCUUCUUUUGCAUCUAUUCCUUUCUUAUGUCUCCAAUAAUUCAAUAACUUUUAACACCUCACAAUCUAUAUUCCCACCCCCUUCAAUUACACACCACAAAGUUCCCUUCAACAUGUUCCUCCUUGUCCUAUACCAAGAAAGUUAGCCUCUUUCAAUAUUUUUCAUGAGACCAAGAUCCUAAUUUUCACUAUCUUACAACCCCAUUAUCUCAAAUUCUCAUUUUAUCUACACUCUUUGAGUCCAUUUUGCUACUCAAAAUAAAAAAUAUUAGUUUUUUUAAGAUAAAGAAAAUUACCCUCAUGCUGAUAUUAGUUCUAGGACUAAUUUCAGCUACUUUGCUAGUGAUUAUUGUUGCAGUUUAUGGCUUUUGUUACAUAAAAAGAUCAUCAACAAAUGAUACUAAAGACAUAGAAAGCUUGGAAGAAAAGCAAGAAGAGGUGAAGGAGGAUUUGAUCAUAUUUGAAGGUGGAGAGGAUUUGACAAUAUGUGAUAUAUUGGAUGCACCAGGUGAAGUGAUUGGAAAAUCAAAUUAUGGAACACUUUAUAAGGCUUUGUUACAAAGGAGUAAUAAAGUGAGGUUGUUAAGGUUUUUGAGACCUGUUUGUACUACAAGAGGUGAAGAAUUGGAUGAAAUGAUUCUGUUUCUUGGAAGAUUAAAGCAUCCUAAUUUGGUUCCUCUUUUGGGAUUUUAUACUGGACCUAGAGGUGAGAAGCUUCUUGUUCAUCCAUUUUAUAGACAUGGGAAUCUUACUCAAUUCAUAAGAGAUGGAAAUGGAGAGAGUUACAAAUGGUCAAACAUAUGUACAAUAUCAACUGGUAUAGCAAAAGGAUUAGAACAUCUUCACACAUCACAUGAAAAGCCAAUUAUCCAUGGAAACCUAAAGUCAAAAAACAUCCUUUUGGACAGCUCCUAUCAUCCACACAUCUCAGAUUCAGGACUCCAUCUUCUGUUGAAUCCAACUGCUGGCCAAGAAAUGCUUGAAAGUUCAUCUGCUCAAGGCUAUAAACCACCUGAACUAAUCAAAAUGAAGGAUGCUAGCGAAGAAACCGAUAUAUAUAGUCUUGGUGUAAUCUUGCUUGAAUUGCUUUCAGGAAAGGAACCUAUCAACGAACAUCCAACUCCCGAUGAAGAUUUCUAUUUGCCGAAUUUCAUGAGAAAUGCUGUUCUUGGACAUAGAAUUUCUGAUUUAUAUCAUCCUGCUAUUCUUCUCAGAAACAGCAUAGACGAUGAAAUUCAAGUUACAGAAGAAUGUGUUCUCAAAUUUUUUCAACUUGCUAUGGCUUGUUGUUCACCUUCACCAUCAAUUAGACCUAACAUAAAGCAAGUUAUUAGGAAGCUUGAAGAAAUUAUACAUUAGAAGUCUUAUGGGAAAUGGAAGCAUUGAUAAUUCACAUUUUUGUUCAAAUUCAACUUGAACAAUGUGGUUAAAGACAAUUCACAUUUGUACAUGAGAAAUUGAAGAGAAAAAUGUAACUGUAUUGCUUACAAAAUGUGAAAUUGGAUAUCGAACAAAGACUUCAGAAUCUUCGGGAUAUAGCGCAAAUGAUUGGUACGCGGCAUUGUGUGUUAGUGUUGUAAACAUCGAGGUACCAAUUCAAUUCCUACAAAACACAGACUUCUGAACAGUUGAUGUUGAUGUUAAGUAUUAAAAUCAAUUGAGGAAUUAUAGCAUGAAACUAAUGCUUCCUAUUUCUAGAUGUAAAAUUUUGGCUCUCAAAUUAUUGACUUUAAUUUUAACAGUUGCAAAUAAAUUUUUGCUACGUCACUCGUCUUAA